Molecule: messenger RNA, 3045 nt
Organism: Rhineura floridana
Lineage: Eukaryota; Metazoa; Chordata; Lepidosauria; Squamata; Rhineuridae
Gene: RAD23A
Product: RAD23 homolog A, nucleotide excision repair protein
Exons: 9
Coding region: 84-1310 (408 amino acids)
Biological process (GO): nucleotide-excision repair; proteasome-mediated ubiquitin-dependent protein catabolic process
Cellular component (GO): nucleoplasm; cytosol
Molecular function (GO): damaged DNA binding; ubiquitin binding; proteasome binding
Source: RefSeq, a predicted model, not a curated record
UGUCCCCCGUCACGUGGGAAGGACCUAGUAGGGAGCGGAAGCGGCGCCAGGUUGCUAUUAAAAUGGCGUCGUCGUGAAGUUGCAUGUUGUUGUGGGGCCCCCCUGCUGAGUCCGUUAGGAAGAACCGCCAGUUGCCGCCACCCCGUCCCGCCAUGGCGGUGACCGUCACCCUGAAGACCCUGCAGCAGCAGACCUUCAAGAUCAGUAUGGAGCCUGACGAGACGGUGAGGGGCGGCGGAACCCUCUCCCCUCUCUCCCUUCUCCCCUCCCUCGUGUUAAACCUGCGGGUCCGAAUUCUUAAGGAGAAAAUUGAGGCUGAAAAGGGCAAGGAAGCUUUUCCAGUGUCGGGACAGAAGCUUAUCUAUGCUGGCAAGAUCCUGAGUGAUGACAUCCCCAUCAAGGAGUACAAGAUUGAUGAGAAGAACUUUGUGGUGGUGAUGGUCACCAAGAACAAAACAGGCUCAGGAGCUCCUGUUCCCUCCUCGAGUGAGGCUGCCCCCCCUUCAGAGCCCACAGCAUCCUCUGGGCAGACGCUGCUGCCUGCAAUAGCUACUGUUUCACUCCCAUCAGCAAUUCCAUCAAGUGAGGAAAAAAAGCCUCCUGAAGAGUUGGUGACUAUUUCCCCCCAGGAAUCAGUUGGCUCUGUUCCCUCUUCAGGUAGCAUGGGAUGUGAAGAUGAUGCAGCCUCUACUUUAGUUACUGGCUCGGAGUAUGAAACAAUGCUGACUGAAAUCAUGUCAAUGGGCUACGAGCGAGAGCGGGUGGUGGCAGCACUUCGGGCCAGCUACAACAACCCUCACCGGGCUGUGGAAUACCUGCUAACGGGCAUCCCAGGUAGCCCAGAACCAGAGAGAGCCUCCACCCAGGAGAGCCAAUCUCAAGAGCAGUCAGCACCGGAAGGAGAGAAUCCUCUGGAAUUUCUACGAGACCAGCCCCAGUUCCAGAACAUGCGGCAGGUGAUCCAGCAGAACCCAGCUCUGCUCCCAGCUCUGCUCCAGCAGUUAGGCCAAGAGAACCCACAUCUGCUGCAGCAAAUUAGCCAACACCAGGAGCAGUUCAUUCAGAUGCUCAAUGAACCACUGGGUGAAAUGGCUGAAAUUGCAGACAUUGAAGGAGAGAUGGGUGCUAUUGGAGAAGAAGCCCCUCAGAUGAAUUACAUCCAAGUCACGCCUCAGGAAAAAGAAGCCAUAGAAAGGUUAAAGGCCCUGGGCUUCCCUGAGAGCCUGGUGAUUCAGGCAUAUUUUGCCUGCGAGAAGAAUGAGAAUCUGGCUGCCAACUUCCUGCUGAGUCAGAACUUUGAUGACGAAUGAUAAAGGAAAAGAGUUUUAUAUAAAAUUCUCUAUAUAAAUAUUUGUUUAUUUAAAGGGGCACGUAUUGGGUUUGGGGAUGGUAUGAUUUUAAAAUGUCCCAGGCAAAUUGUUGGCCGGAGGAGAAUACUCUACUUUGGAAACUGGGCAAGUGGGGAAAAAGCAGAACAAACAGACCUUCUCCUCUUCCCCUCCCCAAAAACAAUGGCUGCGUUUGAGCCCAGCUGCAUCCCUCAACAGUCUUUGGACUGGCAAGCAGGAUGUUCAGGGAAAGGUUGACAUAGCAGAUGGGUUCUAUUGGACCUCCUCCCAUCUGAGCUGAUUGCGUGUGUGCAAACAGAUUGCUCUUUUGUUUGCAAAUCCCUCUCCCUCUUCUCUCUCUCUCUUCCCCCCCCCCCCCGGGCCAGUUCACAGUGCUACAGUUGCUAAAUAUGUCUGUGCUCAUUAGCUAAUUCUGUAUUAUCCCCUUCAGUUUCCACUGCUGGCCUUUGAAACAAGUCAAGUUCACCCCUGUUCCAGAGUGCUGCUUGCACUAGGUAGUGACCCAUCUUCUGAUGAUCAUUUUGAUAGCUGUGCCUGCAGGCUAUGCUAUGGUGCACGAAUGUCUUGUAAUGUUGCACACAAAUACAUCACAUUUCCCUACCCUGGUAAUAUCUUUUGUUCUCCACUGUUAAACAGCACCUACCAUGUAACUGCAGGUCUGUGACACUCUUCUAAAAUUAAUUCUCUGAAGAAGUACUGGAAAUUGGGGGCUGGGGAACAGUGGCCCUUAGAUCCAGCUGGUCCUUUGACUGUUUGAACUUUUCCCUCUUUCCAUGGCUACUCUGCAGAAUCAGAGUUGUGAUGGAGCUGCCGUUGAUGUCUGCUUCCCCAAGUUACCUAAGCAGAGCUCAACACCCAUGUAACUUAUUACUCAGCACAGUUUGAUUUCAUAUUGUUUUAACAUUAAGAUCUUGAAACUUGCAUGCCUAAUGCAGUAGCAAAAAGAGAAGGAGUAUUUUGUUUUCGUUUUUUUACAAAACCCUAUAGCAGACAAGGCUCUGCAAGUGGCUUUUUUGGCACUUAAUGUGCAUUGAAUGAAAAUCCAUUUCUAAAAUGUCUGUGUUAUGGAAGUUUUUAGGAAAGGGAUAUAUUCUAGUAUUAAUCUGAUUUACCUGUUCAAAAGAUUCUUGUAUUAUAUGGACUUUUUUCUUAAAGAAAAACCAUUAGUAUUUGGGGAUACAAAAUCUGUGUGUUAGACAUUGGGGGGCUUUACCUUUUUAAUUUGGGGAAAAUAUCAAAUUGACAUAUUUUCGCAAAUCUGUUUUGAUGCAUCUUUUUGAAACUUGAAUUUGAACUGAUUACACAUGAACAUAUGUUGAUUGAUCUCACCAAGAAGCUGAUCUAAUCCUUGGUUUUUCUGUUCCUGAUGUCCACUGAAAUUGACAUUGAACUCUAAAUGCACAAGUAGAAACCUGCAGAGUUUCCCCCAGUUUAGAUCAUCCUUCAUCUUUACAUGGGGAUGUUGGUCAAAGUUGUUGCUGGUAUGAACAUCAAUAAAACUGUCAGUUAUCACCUGUUUAAACCCCAGUUUUCUUUGAUGAACCAUGAAAUUGACUGUUGCCUCACUUCCCCUCCGCCAAUAACAACCCUGUUUGGGGGUCCCACUCUUUCCUCCGCGCAUGCCCAAUGCAAAGCGAUCCAGAGUAUUGCCUCUAUGCCUCAAAAAUAAAUUCUGAAGCCAUAAAUUACUGCUAAA